Elgaria multicarinata webbii is the source of this 2100-nucleotide messenger RNA. RefSeq names its product ubiquitin specific peptidase 39 (gene USP39). Gene Ontology annotation, molecular function: zinc ion binding; cysteine-type deubiquitinase activity. NCBI's taxonomy places the organism in Eukaryota, Metazoa, Chordata, Lepidosauria, Squamata, Anguidae. The transcript is spliced from 13 exons. Gene Ontology annotation, biological process: mRNA processing; spliceosomal complex assembly; protein deubiquitination. The record is from RefSeq and is a predicted model, not a curated record. Bases 46 to 1704 code for a protein of 552 amino acids.
GAGGCGGUCUACGCGUGCGCGGGCCGUCGUCGGGUCUCCGUGGAGAUGUCCGGGCGGCUGAAGCGGGAGCGGGAUUCCCGCCCGCCGUCCUUGCGGAGUUCCGUCUCCAGCCGCGCCCAGCCGCAGCCGGGCGGCGCGUCCCGAGGCACGGUGGGCCGCGCCACGUCAGCAGGCCCGGUGCGAGUGAAGCGGGAGCCCGACGACGAGCCCAGGAUCAAGCGGGAGCCCGAAGAAGAUGGCGGCGACGACGACGACGACGACGAGCCCACCGUGAAAUAUGGUCGAUUUGACCCAGAGGACCGACGAAGCAGGCACUGCCCAUAUUUGGAUACCAUAAACAAGAGCGUUCUAGACUUUGACUUUGAGAAGCUGUGUUCAAUCUCGCUUUCACAUAUCAACGUCUAUGCUUGUUUGGUGUGUGGGAAAUAUUUCCAGGGCCGGGGCUUGAAAUCUCAUGCUUACAUUCACAGUGUCCAGUUCAGCCACCAUGUCUUCCUCAACCUUCACACCCUGAAGUUCUAUUGUCUGCCAGACAACUAUGAAAUAAUUGACUCUUCUCUUGAGGAUAUUACUUAUGUUUUGAAGCCCACCUUCACCAAGCAGCACAUUGCCAAUUUGGACAAGCAGGCCAAACUCUCUCGAGCCUACGAUGGCACCACGUACCUGCCAGGCAUUGUGGGAUUGAACAACAUAAAAGCAAACGACUAUGCUAAUGCAGUUCUCCAGGCACUCUCUAAUGUCCCACCCCUGCGGAAUUAUUUUCUGGAGGAGGAAAACUACAAAAAUAUCAAGCGCCCUCCAGGGGACAUCAUGUUUCUGCUGGUUCAGAGGUUUGGAGAGCUCAUGAGGAAGCUGUGGAAUCCCCGGAACUUCAAAGCUCACGUCUCUCCCCAUGAAAUGCUGCAGGCCGUGGUUCUCUGCAGCAAGAAGAACUUCCAGAUCACAAAACAAGGUGAUGGGGUCGACUUCCUUUCCUGGUUCUUGAAUGCCUUGCACUCUGCUCUUGGCGGGACAAAGAAGAAGAAGAAAACCAUUGUGACGGAUGUCUUCCAGGGUUCCAUGCGGAUUUUCACCAAGAAAUUGCCACACCCUGACUUGCCAGCAGAGGAGAAGGAGCAGCUGCUCCAAAAUGACGAGUACCAGGAGAAGAUGGUGGAAUCCACCUUCAUGUACCUGACCCUGGACCUCCCCACAGCCCCCCUAUACAAGGAUGAGAAGGAGCAGCUCAUCAUUCCUCAGGUGCCGCUUUUCAACAUCCUGGCCAAGUUCAAUGGGAUCACGGAGAAGGAAUAUAAGACUUACAAGGAGAACUUCCUAAAGCGCUUCCAGCUUACCAAGCUGCCUCCUUACCUCAUUUUCUGCAUCAAGAGGUUCACCAAGAACAACUUCUUUGUGGAGAAGAACCCUACCAUUGUCAACUUCCCCAUCACGAAUGUGGAUCUCCGGGAAUACCUGUGUGAGGAAGUGCAGGCGGUACAUAAGAACACAACCUAUGACCUCGUCGCAAACAUUGUGCACGAUGGAAAACCUGCUGAAGGGGCCUACAGGAUUCAUGUGCUGCACCAUGGCACAGGCAAGUGGUAUGAGCUGCAAGACUUGCAAGUGACGGACAUCCUCCCCCAGAUGAUCACGCUCUCUGAAGCGUACAUCCAGAUCUGGAAAAGACGAGACAGCAAAGAAGAGACCAACCAGGAAGGGGCUUGAAAGGCGGAAAUGGAAGGCCAGGUCAGGAUCAAGGGGGCUGUGGCCGCCCGUCCCCUCUCCUGCAAGCGGAGGGCUCCGAUCACGAGCCGCCUGUCGCUGCUUCUGUCCCUUCAGCCGUCCAGUUGGGCACAUGCGGACUCCGCCGCCACCCGCAUCUUGCCUGUGCUCCCGCUGGAGAAGAGCUUGCAAGAUGGCCGGGCAGCCAUGUCUUUUUUAGACUUUUCUGGGCAUUGUUGACCUCCAGCCCAUUUCACCAUGGCCUGGUGAAGAAGUCAGUUCAAGCAAUCUCCGUGGUGUAGGGGAGAUUGGAGGGGGCCCUUGUGGUCUUUCCCCACAUAUUUUGUUGGACACUUUGGGCUCUACGUCUGCAUUAAAUGUGUAUACUUGGUUUUUUAA